UCUUCCAAAGAAGCCAAUUCGGUCUCUCUGGUUUACUAACAUGGUAAAUAUCAGCUUAAAUGUGAUCACUUUGUGAGUAAGCAAAUACAAUGUCACAUCUGACAAUAACACGCUCAUCAUAAAUACCUCAAACUUUAUAUAACGACAAUAUUCUGUUUGCAGAUGUUACAUUAAAAAUGAUUUUCCUGAUAUAUCCGAAUGGGAAGAUAUCUUUAUAUUAUGAGAACGUUCCUGGGGAAAUUCGAGGAGAUCAAGUGACAUCGAUCAUUAACAUUGUGAUUCAUUGUGAAACAGAUUGUCCAAAACACAAGUCGAUUAUAACAUGUCAAGACGCAAGCACAUCGAACACAAGGUGUAUUUGGUGUGAACAAUCCAAAAUGUGCAUUACUAGCAAUUAUAUGGAUACUCACGACUUCAAAGUCAGUGGUUGCCAGAUUAAAAAUAGCUCGAAUAUCAGCGUUUUGAGUGGACCAACACUUAUCGAAAAAAAAGAAACAACUCCAACAAUAAAUGAAGCUGACUUAAGAAAUGAAUUGAGGCAGACUACUGAAAACACUGAAACUCAUUUGAAUAGCUCGAAUAUCAGCGUCUCGAGUAGACCAACACUUAUCGAAGAAGAAGAAGAAACAACUCCAGCAACCACUUUAGCCGAUUUACGAAAUGAAUUGAGACAGACUACUGAAAACACUGAAACUCAUUUCAAACGAAUGAAGAUAAAGAGCAAAGAAGGUCCUGUAAUUACUCACAUAUUGUCAUACCAGUAGUUGCCACUCUCAUUGUUGUAUGCACUGGCUGUAUCACAGGGCUAUGGUUUUACAGAAAGAAAAAACGUAUGCCAUGAUUAUCACAAACGCCUUCUUAUUUGUUGUUUUCAUCAUGCUGACUCUGUUAUUUUCCUUUUUCAUUUUAUCAAACACUUUCGAUUAUGUUAAUCAUUUCAAGAAAUUGGAGAUUGUUUCAUGGAAAUACACACAACAUUCAUGAUUGUGUAGUGACUCACAUUUAUCACGAGAACACGACUGGUUUAAUAAAAACA
Molecule: messenger RNA, 1036 nt
Organism: Schistosoma mattheei
Lineage: Eukaryota; Metazoa; Platyhelminthes; Trematoda; Strigeidida; Schistosomatidae
Source: the annotation of a GenBank genome assembly